This is a messenger RNA of Paracoccidioides brasiliensis Pb18, 1200 nucleotides long. RefSeq names its product acetyl-CoA C-acetyltransferase. The transcript has 5 exons. Gene Ontology annotation, molecular function: acetyl-CoA C-acetyltransferase activity. Bases 1 to 1200 code for a protein of 399 amino acids. Gene Ontology annotation, biological process: ergosterol biosynthetic process; fatty acid beta-oxidation. The record is from RefSeq and is a predicted model, not a curated record.
AUGUCGUCUCUCCCUCCUGUCUACAUUGUCUCCUCCGCGAGAACCCCCGUGGGCUCUUUUCUGGGGUCCCUCUCUAGCUUAACCGCGCCCCAACUCGGCUCCCAUGCGAUUAAAGCUGCUGUCCAGAGAGUACCCCAAAUCAAGCCCGGUGACGUCGAGGAAGUCUUCUUCGGAAACGUUCUCUCCGCAAAUGUUGGACAAAACCCUGCAAGACAAUGCGCCCUCGGCGCAGGACUCUCAGAGUCCACAAUCUGCACCACGAUAAACAAAGUGUGCGCCUCGGGCCUCAAAGCAAUCAUUCUGGGCGUGCAGACAAUCAUGACUGGCAACGCCGACAUCGUUGUCGCUGGAGGCACCGAAUCCAUGUCCAACGCUCCUCACUACAUUUCCAACAUGCGCACCGGCUCGAAAUACGGCCACCAGAACUUGGUGGACGGUAUCAUGAGGGAUGGUCUUACCGAUGCUAUCAAGAAUGAAAUCAUGGGUCUUCAGGCUGAGGAAUGUGCUGUGGACCAUGGCUUCACUAGAGAGCAACAGGACAGCUAUGCCAUAAGAUCAUAUGAGCGCGCACAGGCUGCCCAAAAGGCUGGGUUGUUGGAUGCGGAAAUUGCUCCCAUUGAGCUCCCAGGCUCCAGAGGCAAGCCCGGUGUCGUUGUCGAUAAGGACGAGGAACCAAAGAAUCUUCACCCUGAAAAACUCCGCGCCAUCAAGCCCGCCUUCAUCCCUGACACCGGCACCGUAACCGCCCCGAACUCAUCCCCCCUAAACGACGGCGCCGCCGCCGUCGUCCUUGUGUCGGAAGCCAAGCUGAAAGAACUCAACAUCAAGCCUCUUGCCAAGAUCCUCGGCUGGGGCGAUGCCGCCAAGGCAACCAGCAAAUUCACCACGGCGCCAUCCCUCGCCAUACCCAAGGCACUCAAGCACGCUGGCGUCUCGCAGGAUGCCAUCGACGCCUUUGAGAUCAACGAGGCGUUCAGCGUUGUUGCACUGGCGAAUCUCAAGCAGUUGGGUCUCGGGGAGGAGAAGGUUAAUUUGCAUGGCGGCGCGGUUGCGCUGGGACACCCGCUCGGUGCUAGUGGGGCGCGGAUUGUGACGACGUUGCUGGGUGUUUUGAAGGAGAAGAAGGGGAAGUUGGGUUGUGUGGGUAUUUGUAAUGGAGGGGGUGGUGCUAGUGCGAUGGUGGUUGAGUCUUUGCAGUAG